Molecule: messenger RNA, 1236 nt
Organism: Linum trigynum
Lineage: Eukaryota; Viridiplantae; Streptophyta; Magnoliopsida; Malpighiales; Linaceae
Source: the annotation of a GenBank genome assembly
AUGAUGGGAUUGUCGUUAGCUCAUUAUGGUUACUCGGUCUCGUUUACGGUCGUGGUGGUUCUUCUCCUGCUGCCGCGAUUUUGCUCAGCCGACGACGACGAAAGGCUCAUGGUGCCGAUGACUCUGGUCCGCGACGCCGACGAUGUCGGCGCCGUUUGCUUGGACGGGAGCUUGCCUGCGUAUCAUCUCCACCGUGGUUCCGGCGCUGGAGCCACCAAUUGGCUUUUGCAGUUUGAGGGAGGCGGGUGGUGCAACGACGUGGAUUCGUGCCUGAUCAGAGCAGGAACACGGCGGGGAUCCACCACGCUGAUGAACAAGCAAGAAGUUUUUUCUGGCAUCUUGAGCAACAAUGUUUCUCUUAACCCAGACUUUUACAAUUGGAACCGGGUGAAGCUUAGAUACUGCGACGGAGCCUCCUUCACAGGAGAUUCCCAGUUUCGCAACGAGUCAUCGGUUAUUUACUUCAGAGGGCAGAGGAUUUGGGAUGCCAUCAUCACCGAUCUCCUCCCCAAAGGCCUGGCCGACGCGAGCAAGGCACUGCUUUCCGGUUGCUCUGCUGGCGGAUUGUCAGUUUUUCACCACUGCGAUGAUUUCUCCAGGAAGUUACCCAACGCCACGGUAAAAUGCCUGAGUGACGCUGGAUUCUUCCUGGACGCGAAAGACAUAUCUUCAAAUUAUACCAUGAGGACCUUCUACGAGGAUCUGGUCACGCUUCACGGGUCAGAGAAGAAUCUGAAUGAGGACUGCAAAGCUUCCCUCGCCAACCCCAAGCUGUGCUUCUUCCCGCAGUACGCUCUGAGAUACAUCACAGCACCGUUCUUCCUCUUGAAUUCAGCUUAUGACGUGUACCAGAUAAACCACAUAUUGGUCCCGCCUUCUGCGGAUGUGCAGGGACUCUGGAACAAUUGCAAGACCCAAUUGUCAGAGUGCAACACUGCUCAGAUUAACCUCUUGCAAGGAUUCAGGCGAGAGAUGUUGCGAGCAACGCUAUUUGUUUACAGAGGUUCAAGUAGAGACGGGAUGUUCAUAAACUCAUGCUUCUCGCAUUGUCAGAGUGAGUUGCAACCCACAUGGCUUACUCUUGACUCGCCCACAAUACACAACAAGACAAUAGCGGAGGCUGUUGGUGACUGGUAUUUUGGCAUGAAUGUAACCAAGUUAAUCGACUGCCCUUAUCCAUGUGAUCGACACUGUCAUAACCUUAUACCUCAGACCGUUCAGAAUGAUGAUUUGUGA